This is a messenger RNA of Closterium sp. Yama58-4, 816 nucleotides long. The record is from the annotation of a GenBank genome assembly. Lineage: Eukaryota; Viridiplantae; Streptophyta; Zygnematophyceae; Desmidiales; Closteriaceae.
AUGGCUCACAGGGUUAUGUCGCCUUUUCAGCACAGUUGCGCGUGCGUCUUGCUUCUGCUCUCCGCCGCUGCACUAGCCACACGGACCACGUCCGCCGACGUGGUCCCGGCGGAGGGGAGGCGAUACGUCUUAGUGGGAACGACAGAUUCGACGUUUAACUACGGGUGGAACCCCAAGGUCAACUUCACGGCAUGGGCCGCGGACCCCGCGAAUCGCGUCUACGAAGGCGACGUGCUCGUGUUUUACUACCCCAGGGGCGCCGACGAGGUGUACCGUUUCUCGCGAUCCGACGACAUGCGCCGCUGCGUCUACACCAAGGGGACGCGCGUGUGCCGUGACGUGGACGGCGUUGCCGGCUGUAAGGUGCCCGUAUCGGAAGGCACGGCGCUGUUCACGUCGGGCAUGGUGGCGCGAUGCAACUCCACCAUGCAGCUAGCGGUGGAGGUGGAGGUGGAAACCGGGCCGCGCGACAUCGUGGUGGGGUACCCCACGAGCGAGUACACGUGGCCGUGGAACCCGGCCGUGAACUACACGGAGUGGCUGGCCAACAACACGCUCUACACCGGCGACGUGCUCUACUUCAAGUACGCGGCGAACAUGGACGAGGUGUAUAUAGUGCCGACCAAGGACGACUACGACGCGUGCAAGUACGACCGCUACACGGCGUACUGCAACGGCACGGACGGCGUGGGCGAGGGGUGCUUCAGCAACCCGCUCGACAACACCACGACCUACUUCCUCUCGGGCGUCUACAGCCACUGCACCGCACAGCAGAAGCUCGCCGCCGUCGCCCUCGACGGCCCCACGGGCGCUUGA